This is a messenger RNA of Photinus pyralis (common eastern firefly), 2619 nucleotides long. RefSeq names its product major facilitator superfamily domain-containing protein 6. The transcript has 7 exons. Gene Ontology annotation, molecular function: transmembrane transporter activity. The coding region runs from base 216 to 2447 and encodes 743 amino acids. The record is from RefSeq and is a predicted model, not a curated record. Lineage: Eukaryota; Metazoa; Arthropoda; Insecta; Coleoptera; Lampyridae. Gene Ontology annotation, cellular component: membrane.
CGUCAUCCGCUCUCAAAUUGUCGCAGGAGUGCUCAAAUUGUGUGUUGUUUAUUGUGAACGCGCUUAUUUUGAAUUAGUUUAUUUCAAUCAAUCAGGUACUACUCACUGAUUUAACUGUGGGUGGUACUUGAUAGUGCAACAGUCUACGUGUAUAAAGUUCCACAAUUUGUUAUUCCCUUAGAACCAGAAUUGAACGACCAAAAAAAUUAGCGACUAUGAAUAAGUACGUAAAACUUUUCUUCCGAAGAAUUAUCAAGGAUUUUCAACAGAAAGAGUUGCUGCCUUUGAAGCUAUUAUUUUUUGUCAAUGCAUCCACUAUAUUGAUCCUUUACCCGUAUUUAACAAUACACAUGAGAGAGCUUGGUAUUAAUGUAGAAGAAACAGCAAUAAUGUCGGCGGUGAUUCCAGUUAUUAGUAUUCUGAUGCCACCUAUAGCUGGUAUAAUAGCUGACAAAAUUGGAAACUUUAAGAUUUUACUAGCAAUCUUCUCUGCACUGGGUGGCGUAUCCGCUUUAAUGCUUUUAAUCGUUCCUGUUGGAAGAGUGACAGUAGUCUACCCGAGCAGUGUAGAGUUCGCGCUAUCCUGUACAGGAAACUCUCCGAUCAAUCUAUGGUUAUACCAAGAGAACCCGUGCACGCCAUUACAUUCACAUACGUAUGAAACAGACAUUCAAAUUGAAACGUGCGGCUUUGUAUGUCGAGCAAUUACAAAUGGAAGAGAUUCAAUGGCAAUUCUAGGUGCAAAAAGUUACAGCGUUCAAAUGCACAAUAUUAAGGCCAACACAACGAUCAGUGAUGAAUUCACUAACGUCAACGUGCCCGUGCACAAUUCGUUCGAAAUGUCACCUGUCAUUACGAAACGAGUUUUAAAAAAUAAUAAGAACUAUUCAACGUCGAUAAGGAAACUAGCGGCACAUUCUUACUUUUUCCCAGCCCCUGGCUUGUACAACUUUUCAUGCGGAAUUGAAAGUAACGAUAGUGAUUCUGCCGGAAGCUAUUCAUGUAAUUUUGGAAGUACGAAGCAUUCGAAAAACCAAUUUACUGUUGGAAUAGUUCCACAGUCUCAAAGCGAAGAUGACAUCGAUGAAAAUAAGCAGUUGUUUCAGUUAGCGUAUAUGAAAAAUAAACAACAGUUGCUUCCAACGACCUGUCUCGAUGGAUUUCCGACGAACAAGGAAUACAUCGUCGUUCAAAUUCCUUUGCGUCGUCGCAAUGAGACGGUAGCAUACAAAACUGUGGACUUGGGAAGCUGUGAUACGCGUUGUUUAGUAUCAAGUCCAAGAACCACCGUGUGCUCUAACAAACAGUACUUGAAGGAUGUUGAUAUUACUGUAACAUUUUGGGCCUACUUAGCUGUGAGGGUUUUUAUUGGAAUGGUAGGCGGAACAGCUUAUGCAAUGUACGAAGGUGCUGUAAUUGCUGUUUUACGUGAACAUAAAGCCGAUUAUGGAUUGCAAAGAGUGUACGCCACUAUUGGAGGUAUGAUCAGCUCUCCCAUAUCAGGUUUUUUGAUAGAUUACGCAAGUAAAGGAAAAGACUAUACCGAUUAUAGACCAAUUUUUUUCCUGUACGCAAGCUUGAAAAUUGUCUUUGCCAUUUUGGUGCUGUUUGUAAAUUUAAAAUUCAAAACACCUGCGAAUAAUGUAAUUUCGGAUGUUUUUUCUGUGUUGAAGAAAAUUGAACUGCUGGCUCUUUUCGCGGCUUUUUUCAUAUUAGGAACGGUGUGGGGAUAUAUUGAAAGUUUCCUAUUUUGGUUAAUACAAGAUUUAGGCGGCUCAAAAUCAUUAAUGGGGAUAACGAUUACUGUUGGAGGAAUAGCUGGUAUUCCACUGCUGGUUUUAUCGGGUCCAAUAAUUAAGCGUAUUGGACACGCAAAUGUUAUUUUUAUUGGUUUUCUAUUUUACGCUAUUCGCUUACUGGGAUAUUCCCUGAUAUAUAAUCCGUGGCUGUGUUUAAUUUUUGAAGCAAUGGAGAGUAUCACUUCGUCCUUAACAGUAACAGCAGUCGUAACGUAUGGAGCUAAAUUAUCUACAAUUACUACAGAUACAAGCGUUCAAGGUAUAUUGGGUGGUCUUUACUUUGGUGUUGGAAAAGGAUCGGGAAGUCUCGUAGGAGGGUACCUUAUGAAAUAUGUGGGAACUAGGACUACAUUUCAAAUUUUUUCUGCAGUGGCUGCAGUAACGGGCUUGAUUUACUUCUGUUUUAACCAUUUUUACAUGAAGAAAUGGCCCUCAGAAGGACGAGACAUAACAAAAAAAGAUUCUUUGCAACCUACCCCCAGUAUUAUCGGUGUUAAUGUGAAUGAAAAAGUUAGUGACGUUGAAACGUAUGAAUCUACCGGAAAAGAUAUAUUACCUUACGAAGAUGCCCUUACCAACUAUGGCUAUGAGGAUACAGAGAACAUUGAAACAGAAUAUACCGUUUCCAAUGGCAACACGAAAGUUUGAAAGUCAUCUACAAUGUCAUUACUUAAAAGCUUUUUAGCUAAAUUACAAACUGUUUCAGUUUUGAAUAGGGUUUUCUUCACAAUUCGACAAUACAAUGCGAUCAAAAAUGAGUUGCUGUCGAGUCGCCUUUGAAAUUUUUGUUUACAUGGAAAAUCGUAUUUAACUGAACUUC